UGCCAGGCGGUACCAAACUCAAACUUCAAAGGUCUAAAAUUUGUUAAAAAAAUUUAGAUCUAAAAAUUACGAACACACGAACAAUCGUUUUCAAUUUGAGGUGAUUUCGAGAGUCUAGUCAUAACUGUUUGCCUCGCCUGUGUUUCAGUAAUAUAACCAAGACUGAGUUUUUCAUAAAAUAGCAUGUAUUUUGUGUGUAUUAAACUAUAAACGAGAAGUGUCUUUGGCCGUGUCUGAUGACGAAUCGUACAGAGAUCUAAAUCUGAAUCUCAGCAAUACUGUAUUUAGUCAAGGCUUGUGUUGUUUUGUGCGUUUUAUGUGAUGUCUAGCGGAGACCCAUCUCUCGAAGAAGAUGUCCCAAAGCCUCUGUUAGAAAAGCCAGAAGAAAAUGUAUUUACACCCAAGAUAGCGACACCUAUCUUUGCUGGGAGCGUGAAACUACACCACAGGCCUUCAGACUCAGCGGAAGCGGAAUCGUUUUUGUCUGAUGAACAACGCAAUGAGUUUGCGUUCCAACAGCUAUUCCACGAUGGAGUUGGAGAAUUACAGGAAACGGAGAAGGCAAAGGAGGAGCGGAUGGCGGACCUGCACGCGAUGUCCGUCCUGAGCACGUACCAGGACAAUCUGUCGCACGACAUGAACACGGACCGGGACAAUGGAAGCGAGGCCUCGACGAGGCCUGCCGAAGACUGCCCUUGCGGCGAGCCCGCGUUGCCUCCGGACACCAUCAAUAACAACGGCAAACCCGUGGCCAACCACUGUUCGAUUGUGAUGGGCGGUAUUUUAAACAAUCCUUCCCUGACAUUUAACGAUGGCGUCCGGUCGGUGGACUUCGUGUUGGUGUGGGAGGCCGGGAAGGAAGAGGCGACUACUGCGGAGGCUGUCGAAAGCAGAAGAGUCUUCGAAGGGAACCUGGAGAAAGAAGGCCUCCAGUUGGAGCGAGAAGCUCCCGAGGAUCUGUAUGGAUUGCACUUUGUUAAGAUUCAUGCGCCGCUAGCAGUACUUAGAGAUUACAGCGAGGUUCUUAAAUUAAGAAUGCCAAUGAAGGAAUGCAGUAAGAUACGCAAAGGUGGGAAGACGAAUGCGAUACUGAACGCUGCUCUGUACAUGUCGAAGUAUUCAGCUCUCAAGGACAUUCAUGAGAAGACGAAUAGCCUCAUAGACAGGAUAGACGAUUGUUGGGAUAAGUUCAUGUCGAGAAUCCGAGUAGAUCCCGCUAAGUUUCCCGAGAGAAAACAUCGGCUCACCGCCAUUUAUUCUAAGGACAAGGAGUAUUUAUUCGACACGAUGUCCGAGUGUUUCUGGACGCCGUCGAUCCGCUCGCGCAUCGUGCAGUUCAUCCUGGACCGCAAGCGGUUCACUGACGCGACGGGCGACGACUUCGGCUUCGGCGUCACCAGGCUCAUCGCCAACAACGCUUACAGCGCUGCGUACCCGCUGCACGAUGGUGAUCUCAAAACCCCCGGCUCAAUGAGGCACCUACUGUACACAGAAUGGGCGAGCGUUUCAAAAUGCUUGAACUAUCAACCCCUGGACUAUGUGAAGGACUAUUUUGGUGUUAAAAUAGGUUUAUAUUUUGCGUGGCUGGGGUUCUACACACACAUGCUAAUUCCCGCGUCAUUGGUCGGCCUCAUCUGCGUCAUAUACUCCGCGGCCACCGUGUUCACCAAUCAGCCUAGUGAGGACGUGUGCAACUACAACUCGUCGGUGAAGAUGUGUCCGCAGUGCGACGUGUUCUGCGAGUACUGGGACCUGCGCGCCACGUGUCUGCAGUCGCGCAUCACCUACCUCUUCGACAACCCCACCACCGUCUUCUUCGCCAUAUUCAUGAGCUUCUGGGGAGCCUGUUUCUUGGAGCUGUGGAAGCGAUACUCCGCAGAGAUGACCCACAGAUGGGACCUGACCGGCUUCGACGUGUACGAGGAGCAUCCGCGCCCGCAGUACUUGGCGCGUCUGGCGCACGUCAAACGUACACAGUUGAACGUGGUGACGGGCGAGCGCGAGCCCAUGGUGCCGUUCUGGCGCAUGCGCUUGCCCGCCACGCUCAUGUCGUUCAGCGUGGUGGCGCUGCUGGUGCUGCUGGCGCUGGCCACUGUGCUGGGCGUGGUGCUGUACCGCAUGUCGGUGCUGGGCGCCAUCAUCCUGCGCCAGCGCGACAGCAAGCUGCUCACCUACAGCCCCAUCAUGUUCACCACGGCCACUGCGGCGUGUAUCAACUUGGUCUUCAUCUGCAUAUUCAACUAUAUCUACCAAUUCCUCGCAGAAUGGCUCACAGAGAAGGAACUUCUAAGAACGCAGACAGAGUUCGACGACUCGCUGACGCUGAAGAUCUACCUCCUGCAGUUUGUGAACUAUUACGCGUCCAUCUUCUACAUCGCCUUCUUCAAGGGCAAAUUCGUGGGUAGACCAGGGAAUUAUGUGCGAAUAUUUAGCCACAGACAAGAAGAGUGUUCACCGGGUGGUUGCUUGCUUGAGCUGUCAAUCCAGUUGGCCAUCAUAAUGGUGGGCAAGCAGUUCAUCAACACCAUAGUUGAGAUGAUGAUGCCGUAUUUGCUCAAGUGGUGGAACAUUAUACGAACUAUUGGCAGGAAAAAACGGAUAAAAAGUCCCAUGCAGUGGGUGAAAGACUUCAAGUUGGUCGACUUUGGAAACAUGGGUCUCUUUCCCGAAUAUUUGGAAAUGGUGUUACAGUAUGGCUUCGUGACGAUAUUCGUGGCGGCGUUCCCACUGGCGCCGCUGUUCGCCCUCAUCAACAACGUGUUGGAGAUGCGCCUGGACGCCAAGAAGUUCCUCACGUGCUAUCGGCGGCCCGUGCCGCAGCGCGUCAACGACAUCGGCGUGUGGUACCGCAUACUCGACUCCAUCGGCAAGCUCAGCAUCAUUACCAACGGCUUCAUAAUAGCGUUCACGUCGGAGUUCAUCCCUCGACUCGUGUACCUGGCCGUGAAGGGCGACAUGAACGACUACGUGAACCACACGCUUACCGACUUCAACGUCAGCGUGCUAGAGUACCCGCCCGACGGCUCGCACUACAACGGCACCAUGUGCAGUUACCCGGGAUACUGGAACUACAAGGAUGGCGAUGACUACGAGCACACCAACUGGUACUGGCACGUGAUGGGAGCCCGGCUGGCCUUCGUCGUCGUGUUCGAGAACGUGGUGGCGCUAGUGAUGAUAAUAGUCCGCUGGGCCAUACCGGACAUGUCCGGCGAGCUGCGCGACCGCAUCCGGCGCGAGGCUUACGUCAUCAACAGCUUCAUCAUGGAGGAGACGCGCACGCGCUCCGUGGCCGACCGCUCCCCCGCGCCCGAGCUCGCAGAUGACGAUCGCGAGGCGGCGGAAUCGACAUGGAAUCACAUUGCAUCGCUAUCGGGAUCGGACUUCGACCUGGCGGCCCACGGCGAUCAUCAGAACAUUCGCGACUUGUCUAAACACGUUGUGACUGAUGUUUCCAACAAUGCAAGUAACUCUCCCGACCCCGCUCAUGUGUGAACGUUGUAUUUACCACUUAAAAAAAAACAACUACAAAGAGUAUCUAACUAACGACGAAAAUUAUUUCGACUUAAACGCCAAAGUGCGAAACGGUGUUUUCGCAAUAUAUUAAAGUGUGACACAAAUUGCUGCGUUUUUCGUGCUACAAAACAACUUGAUGCUAUUACUGUUGGAAUGCGCAAUGUUAAUAUAUUCUAAGUUCUGACGGCCGAGCUCGUAAAUUUCUGGGUUGUGUAGUCGUAUUCUACUUUUAUGUUCGACUUCGGCUUUAUGUCACGCAAUUUGGAACGUUAUUCACACCCUUUUUGGGUUUCUAACGUUUUAAAACUAUCUCUAAAUGAGAACAUCAUUCGCGGCCUUUCCAUAAGUAUGUUCGUUUUUGUAUGGGCUCUAGGCAACAAAAGCAAGUAGUUUUGAGAAAAUAAAAAUGAUAACGUAAUAAAUACUUCAACUGAAAAUUUGAGACCCAUGUGACAUAAUUAAAUACAGCACAAAUAUAUGUGCGGCGUAGUUUAUGCUCGGUCCGACGAUAUGAACGAUAAAAAGGUAAUAUCAUUUUUAUAAUGCUAAUUUGGCUGUAGUCUAUAAUCUCAUAAAUUUACUUGACUGUUUUUUCCGUUGAAAAAAUUUUUGCUAAGAAAAGAACCCUUUAAAGACCUCUUUCGGUUAAAAGUAAAUUUUUAUCAUCAAAUCUCUUAGAUUGCGACCGCUGUGUUGUUCAAAUUUGAGUAUAUUAAAUCAUAAAAUAUAACUACAACAGAGUCUCAUUAUUGGGGAAUUUGGUGGAAUAAGACUACGCUUUGGUUUACCACUACCUAUACUAAACCUAAAACGUUAACGACCAUUGUUUAUGUGUUCGAUAAAGAUGCCUUUAACUAACUGUAUUUCUGACUUUAUAAGAAAUAUUAAGCACUUUAUUGACAUAGACAAUUUAUAAUUAUUAUACUAUAAUGUGUAAUGUGUAUUUAUAUGUUAUAUAUUUUAUAAUCAUAGCGCACAACAACACUGAAAAAAAUAAAAGUUCCUGAUUGUUUUUUUAAAAUAUAAUCUUAUUACAAUAGUGCAGUUUAUUCGAAAGUUAUAUAUUAUACUCAAAUGUUGCUCGGACGAGUAGUUUUAACUAUUUAAAUGGGCACAUACAUAUUGUCUCAUGUCUCGAUAAUGUGAUCUUUUGCUGUAUUUUUAUAGAUAGUUAUUUCUUAUCGUUGAAUGUGACAAAGUAUCAAAUAAAUUACCUUAAAUUCACUCAUUGAAAAUGUUAUUCACUCAUCAUCAAUUUUAAUUAAAUUCACAAAAAUAAUCUUAUUGUCUCGAAUUGUGAUUUCUGCUGUACUUAAAUUAUACACAUAUCUUAGGCGAAGCUAAAAAUGAUACACACAUAUAACAAAGUGCACAGAAUGACCGUAUGUAAUAUUUAAUUCGGAUAAGGAUGUAGAAAAUGGAAUUUUAAGCAAAACACAUAUCAAUAAUAUAAAGCGAAAUAAUGCAUUGGAUCGCUAUUAAUAGCAUCGUUCUCUUCGCAUAGGAGUUUCUCGAGUAUAAUCGUUCGUUGUAUUUAUGUGAAGAGCAAAGUAGCGUUGCAUAAAGGAUGAUCGUUGAUUUAGUAAAUCAUCAAAGUAAUGUAUAGUCGGGACUUUCGCACAGUUGAAGAAUAAUGUUGUGACAAUGCAACAUUCUUGCUGCUUUGUUGCGAUGUACGCCAAUUUGAAGGGGCUAUGAACAUCAUAUAAAUCGUUAGACCAAAGUGCAGAAAGAAGAUCGAUUUCGGUAUCGAUCAAAAUUAUUUCUGUACUUUCGUCGUAAAUUUUGGCCGAUUGAUAGCGUUGAUAUGUUUUUCCUCUACGCGAUGUGUUGACUGGCCAUCAAUUGGAGUUUGGCUACUAAUUUGAGCUGAUUUCGGAUAAUGUUGCCUGCUAUUAUAUACCCUAACAUGUUAACCUAAAGGCCAGUCAAGUAACAAAUAGUUUAAGCAAAAAAAGUUUGUUGCUUAAAAGUAAUAGUUGGAAUUUGCAAAGUUAAAGAAAGUUGAAUUAAAUUGAAUAUUGCCAAAUGGAAAUGGAGUAUCAUAUAAUCUUUCCGUAGCAAUGUUAUUUUAACUAUUCUUCUUAAUAUUUAUAAUUCAGAAAACUCAUUAGUUAUUAUUAUAAGUUGAAUCUCAUAUUAUCGUAUUUACAUCAUAAGUACAUAAUUAUCUAUUUUUAUUGUAAAACUGUUACACAGAUCAAAUCAAAGAAUUAAAUUAAAUAAACUGAUCAAUUUAUUACCCGUAUUCCGUAUCUAUUAUGUAAGUAAGCAUAUGUAAAGCUGUUAAAAUGCCACUGGUUUCUAUAUUAUGUUUUGUCAAUUUGACUGUGAGCUAAUUGGCUAAGUAUAUAACCUAGUGUUCAUUAGAAACAAUAAUACGUGUAAGAAUAUAGUCGUCCAUUUUAACGCAAAGCGCUAAUGAUGUUUUACAAUUAUCUAGAUGUGGUUAGUCGAUUGUUAUAGCGUGUACUUUUUUGUAUUGUAGAGCUCAACACGUAAAAAAAAGCUUGUUAAAUGACACUUUUUUGAGCUUGUUUCAUAAUAUUAUGCAUAACUUUGUGAUACUUAUUAUAGCUUUUAAGCUUGAAUUAGUGCCCUCAUAUUUUAUUGAACCAGUUAAGUUUGUGCCUUCAUAUAAUAUGCGUAUUUUUCAGAUGUUACCUUCAUAUGUUUAAUUUUUAUUUAAAGGCCUAUUAUUAUCAAUCGCAUUAUUCGGUAAUGAGGGAACUGACAUAACAUAAUUAUAUUUACUUCAAUUUAUUCUUUAAAGUUAUGCGACUGUUAGAUGCGUUGUUGCCAGCUUUAGAAUGUGCUUAAUUUAAGAGAUAAAAAUAGUAAUAAUAAUUUUAGCUAUCGGUGUUGUCAUGGCCUUUACGGCCGGUUUUCAAAGUUUCUAUCUGUGAUCCGUCGCCUAGCAACGUUGUUUUUAGUUAAAUACAACAUACAAUAUAAGACAAAUGAACUUUUAUUACAAUAUCAUUAAAGGAUACGGUAAAAUCGAUGUUAGGUGCAUCGUGCACUUACCGGAGAUGCCUAAUGAAUAUUUAAUUGAAGGUAGGCCCAGUUAAGUCAAUAUUAUGUCAUGGCUCCCAGGCGAUAGGUACAGCAUAACAUAGUCUAUAGACGUCUUAGAUUACGUGACCGGUGUGCAAAAAUACUUUAUUUGUUUAUAUAGUUUAUUUGUAAUGGGAUUUGAACAAUAAUACAUCAUUACUGUAAGCGCACCAACCCACACUGGAGUGUGGUGGUGGGUAAAAAUCUCUUCUCCUAUUAGGAGAAAGAGACGUGACGCUUUAAUGAGCUAUUAUAUGCUAAUUUGAGUUCUAAACUAAAAUAAAUUUCGAGAUUUUAUUUAUUUAUUUAUGUAGUCAUUUAAUUAAACGCCAAAUAGGAGAGAAUUUCAAGUCGAUUGAUCAGGGAGCGUCUCGGAAAAUCUGAGGGUUUUUAAGACAUUGGGUGUUAUGUUUAUUGUAACCUUAAUCAAUGAGUCGAGUAUAAUGUCACCCUUGUGACUACACUUCGUGACCAGUGUAUGAUGUAAUGAAUUCAUUAUUGAUCAUAUAGUUUUCCUUGUACGUGAAAUAGGCAAAUGUCACUUAUACUGUUAGAGAACUUUCACAUUAGUUUUUCACCCACAGAGUAAGAGUGAGAUAUAUAUAGAGAUACCUAUAAAUAGACUCUUUCAUUUCAUCCACGCAGAGGCUACGUCCCGUAUACGUAACUUUGUCUCAUCUGUAUCAACUAUCCGGUCGUUUGAUAUACGUUUAGUGUGAAGAUCCUCUAAAAAUUCAAUUGUAUAUUUAUAGGUACAUAAUGAAUUUUUACUUCAAGUAUAAGUGGUUAUACCCCAGUCAAGUAUUUUUUCUUAUACUAUUCUUUUUUGUUAUUAAUGUACAUUGAAUCAAAAAUAUAUUAGUUUUGUAAUUCAUGUUUACCCAAAUAAUAUUAAAUGAUUAAAAAAUCUAUAAUUUCAUAAAAAUAUUUAAUUACAACUUUAGUCAUAUUUCUAUUUUAUUUUCUUAUAGUUUUAAAAAUGUUGAAAUUUAUUAAAAUUAUGAUAACCACACUUCAAUAUAUUUUAGAAACAUUUAUAAUUCUAUAUUGAAAACAAAAAUAUUUUAUAUGGCUCGCACAAGUAUUAAAUUAUUUAGUAAUGAAAUAUUGAAAUUUUAUUUAUUUGUAAUAUUAUAGUUAUACUAUAAAUAAAAAAAUAGUUUCGAAUGGGAAUUACGCAAUGCUUGUUAUAUAAAUAUAUAUAAGUGUAUUUCAUUUAAUAUAAGACUUUACUUUUAAUAUAUAAAGGAGAUUAAAGAGUGUGAUGCUUGACAAUUUUAGUUACCAAAUUAUUUUACUAAGAAAUUUAAAUUGUUUACUAUUUAUGGGCUGUGUAUUUGAUACCAAUUAGAGAAAAGAAUUCAAGUCGAGCAUAGUUUAAUAAUAUAUUUAUAAUUUAAUAAUUAUUAUAAAUCGCUGUGGCUGCUCUAUGGAUUUUUGUCCAAUGUUUUAUGAACACGAAAAAGGAUGCAUGGAGUAGUAUUAGCGAUUAAUUUUUCAUUUUAAUUUACUAGUGGAGGUUAUAAUUUCAUAGACUUUUGUUGUAAAAAUGUCACAAUUACGUAAACAUUUGGUUCCUAAGCGGAAGACAGGAUUAUUUUUUUUAACACAAGGUUUCUGUAUAUUUUGCAUUAAGUACGGGUCUUCUAAUUAACACGCAUUUCUUGUCUCGAUUAACUGUAAUAAUGAUUUAACACUACAUUGAUGGGAUUUUUUUUAAUUGGACUAAAUUUUGUUGGAACUACUUCUAAUUAAUAAUUAUUUUUUAUAAUGUAACUUUGACUACUUCAUCACACUUCAACAUUUAGUUGAUAGUUUUCGUUUAGAUUAGAAAGUUCCUUAAAUCAUCGUCCAAAAGUCAGGCCCAAUUACUUAGUAGUUAUAGGCACCCUAUUGAUUUCAUUAGCUUUUUCGACUAAAAUUCAUGUUGCUCAUUGACUAAAAUUCAUUAACAUUCGAGUCAGUAGGUAUAAGUCAUUAAAAAACUUACUGACUUUUAUUUCAAUAUUUCAGGCAGUAUGUCAAUGGUAGAGCCGUGAAAGCUCUUUGCCUCCGAUUCCUGAGGGCGUAGGUUCGAAUUUGGUCCGGGGCAUGCACCUUCAACUUUUCAGUUAUGUGCAUUUUAAGAAAUUAAAUAAGUAUCACUCACAUGGUGAAGGGAAAACAUCGUGAGGAAAUCUGCAUACCUGAGAAUAUUCUUAAUUCUCUAUGUGUGUGUGAAGUCUGCCAAUCCAUUGGGCCAGUGCGGUGGACUAAAGCCUAACUCCUCUUAUUGUGAGAAGAGACUCGUGAUCAGCAAUGAGCCGAAUAUGGGUUGAUAAUGUCAGUGGUACAGACCUAUUUCUGUAGCCUCUAAAAUAGAAUAGGUCCUACAUCUUAUUUCUCUUCUUGCGUGUCUGUGUACCUUCCUAUCAGAGACAGUAAAGAGAGUGCAUCUUUGUUUAUCUACACACACUUGUGAGUAGUCCCAUAAUUACCUUGUAAUUGUAGUUAUUCAUUGAUAUCAUAAUUUUAAAACACUGUCAAAAGUUACAAUAAUAUAGUUCAAAUAUUUGAUAAGUAUAAAAAUUGGGCAAACAAUAAUUAGUUUAUUUACCCAAUUGUUAUACUUAUCUAUAUUCAACAUAAUAAAUAAUUAACAUAACUAUGACCUCAACGUCUGGACGGGAAAUAUUUACCGACCUACUUAUUAUAGGUGUAUUAAUAAAAAAAUGCUUGACUGCAGUGUUAAGAAUCUUUUCCCUGCAAUAAAGUUUUAUUUAUCUGCUAUUAAAAAUACAAAGUCGUUCUUUGUAUGUUUUGUAUUCUCUUUUUUUUUGGAUAUUUUUGCCUACAUUUCAGUCUAGUGUUAUUAACGUAAAUAAGGAAUUCAAACAGUUAUAGGGUUGUUUGAAAUCCGGAAACUUCUAAAAUGCACUAAUCUUGUCGCAUGUAGUACUAUCAGACCAAUUACUUUCUAUUGGGUUUGUAUCGCACUCAAAUUCACCAACAAAAUUUUCUGUAGAUUUUUGAGGGGAACGAGGUAAACUCGCACAUCGAAAAUACUCACUACACACAACUAUAAAUUUUAAAUCGUUAUACACACACGUGUUAUUACAAUGAAACAUCGAUUCUAUAGACGCAGUUUGUAUGAAACGUUUGAUCAUAAUCAAAUAGUUUUGACAGAGGCAAAUCUCUAGCGAGGCAGGUCCUAGGGUAAUUGGUCUGAGAGUAUUACCACAAGUUAUUCUUAAGGCUAAGCUACACCAUUUGAAAACCCUUGAAACCUGCUGCCUACCAAAGCUACUCGUACGUCUAAAUUUCAUAAUUGGCUACCGUAGGUACUAACUUACGAAUACAGUGAUAAGAACAUGGCAGCCUUCAUAAAAUGCAAGCUCUGCUUCUAUUAAUUUUUUGUAAUAUUAACUUAGCCUAGUUCGCCAUGUGUAACUUAGCCUUUAUGGGAAAAUUAGUGAUGUCUAAAAACAUGGCACAUUAUUAUUUAAAAACAGUGGGUAAAAAUAUUUUAUACUGUGAAUUUUUCGAAGUGGGUUGGUAAGUUAGAAAAUGGAUUGCAAAAUUAUUGUAGUGUACCACUAGACGCCACUUAGAUAAAAAGCUUUUGAUGUUUGUUAUACAUGUUUACUCAACUUGUUAACUAUUUCGCCCUUUUGAAUGUGAAACGCUUGUUAUUUAUAAGAUUUAUAUGAUUAUAUGGAAAGUUUACAGAUUC
Bicyclus anynana (squinting bush brown) is the source of this 10282-nucleotide messenger RNA. RefSeq names its product anoctamin-1. Gene Ontology annotation, biological process: chloride transmembrane transport. Gene Ontology annotation, molecular function: protein dimerization activity; chloride channel activity. Lineage: Eukaryota; Metazoa; Arthropoda; Insecta; Lepidoptera; Nymphalidae. The transcript has 21 exons. The record is from RefSeq and is a predicted model, not a curated record. Gene Ontology annotation, cellular component: plasma membrane. Bases 322 to 3492 code for a protein of 1056 amino acids.